Messenger RNA from Papaver somniferum (opium poppy), 1857 nucleotides. RefSeq lists its product as uncharacterized. The transcript has 4 exons. The coding region runs from base 1 to 1857 and encodes 618 amino acids. Lineage: Eukaryota; Viridiplantae; Streptophyta; Magnoliopsida; Ranunculales; Papaveraceae. The record is from RefSeq and is a predicted model, not a curated record.
AUGGGGGUUAUUGGGGAUUUGAAUGUACUUUCUAGCCUGGCAGAUAAGAAAGGUGGGCUCAUUCCGACAUAUGACCAGUUGAAAGAAUUUCAUAAAGUUAUGAAUGAUUGCAAUCUUUUGGGUAAAAUUCCUUCAGGGCCCCGGUUCACUUGGACCAAUAAGCAAAUCAAUGGAAAGAAUAUACAGGAGCGGCUUGAUCGUCUUCUUCUCAAUGAGUCUUGGCAGUUGAUGUUUCCAAAUGCUCAGGUAUCUCAUCUCCACUUCUACAAUUCUGAUCAUCGGGUUUUGUUGGUAGACACUAAUCCUAAGUUUAAGUUUCGACCACGCCCUUUUAGAAUCGAAUCUAUGUGGCUUCAGGAUUUACGGUUUAAGCAGUUAGUUAACACAAUUUGGGCCCAGCGUGACCCCCAUUCAGACACUCACCUUAGUUUAGCUCAGAAAUUUAAGGUUCUUGCCACUGAAGCCAAACUUUGGAACCGUAACGUUUUUGGUAACAUUCAUAAGAAUGUUUCUACUGCUAGAUCUAAUCUUUGUCGCGCCCAAGAUACCUUCGCCUCUUCUCCUACUCUAGUGAAUAAGGCUAAUGAAGCUCGCUGUCUUCAUACUUAUUUGGAGAUGUUAAGGCUUAAGGAGUUAUUUUGGGCUCAAAAGUCUGGUGUUGAGUGGCUAAAGUGUGGUAACCAAAAUACAAGAUUUUUUCAUCUUUCUACUUUGUCUAGCAAUCCUCCUGUUCCUGUGAAUCUGCAACAGUUGUUGCCUAGUGUUUUUUCUCCUACAGAUAAUGCCACGCUUACUUGUGCUGUAACUAUAGAUGAAAUAACUCAAAGCAUUGAUCAGUUGGGUGCAUUGAAGGCCCCGGGUCCUGAUGGUAUACAAGUGUCAGUUACCAAGUUCUUAUCAAUGGUGCUCCUUCGUAACCAUUUAGUCCUUCUCGUGGUAUUUAUCAAUGGUGCUCCUUUGUCUCCUUACAUUUUUAUUACUUGCCUGGAAGUUUUCAGUCGUCUUAUCCAUCAAGGAAUUGAAAGCAAGAGUCUUACUGGCUUUAAGGUCUGUCGAGGCGGCCCUCCGUCUGGACAAUUGGUGAGUGCUUCUAAGUCUGUGGCAAUGUUCUCUAGUAAUCUACCUAAGAGGCUUGCCAGACAUCUUUGUCGCGGCCUUCAUAUGAAAUAUAGUACCCAACCUGGUAGAUAUUUGGGUGUUAACAUUCAGUGGGGUCGUUUGAAAUCUGACAACUUCACUGAAUCUUUGGUUAAGCUCACUAAUCGAAUUAGUGGAUGGAAACAAAAUUCUUUGAAUUUUGCUGGUCGAGAUGUCCUUAUCAAAUCAGUUCUUGACCCUUCUUUGAAUCACCUUAUGAGCACCCUGAAACUUCCUAAGUUUAUUCUCAACAAGGUGGACCAAUUAAGGCGGAAUUUUCUUUGGCAUGCUAGAGAAGGAAAGCACACGGUGCAUGCUAUCAACUGGGAUACGGUGUGUAAACCUCAUUGGCUUGGAGGUCUUGGUAUCAGAGAUCUGAAAUUUCAUAAUUUUGCGUUUUUAGCUAAAACUGCUUGGCGUAUAGCUAAUUUCCCAAACUCUGUGGUGUCUUUAUUAUUAAAAGCUAAAUACUUUCGUCGGGUUUCUUUUUGGGAUACUACAUCUCCUUCUCGCGCUUCUUGGAGUUGGCGUAGUAUUCUCAAAGGAAAGAAUAUAAUCAAAGAUGGGCUUAGGUGGGCUAUAGGGAAUGGGGAACAGGUAGAUGUUUGGCGUGAUGUGUGGUGUUCAGAUAAGCCUCUAUUGCACCUCAUUGAUAGUGUUACCCCUGGCUACCCUCCUUUGAAAGUUGCUGCUCUUAUUGAUCCCCAAACUCAUUCUUGA